ACUAUUAUUUAUGGGGUCCAUACUGUGGACUUUAUUGUCCGGGUAAUAAUCAAGGGGGCAAUGACAUUUACCUAUCCAAUAAUGCAUUGCUGUGAACAAAGUUUAGAGAGCAGCAUAUGAAAUCCAGUGAUCGGUCGAUAUGGCAGCGGAGGCGGCGAUCUCAUCGGCGGUGGCACUGCUCGGCGAUCUGCUCAUCCAGAAGGUGAAAUCGGUGCGAGGCGUGGAGGGGAAGGUCCAGUCGUUGAAAGAAGAGCUGGAGUGGAUGCAAUCUUUCCUCAAACACGCGAACAAAAAGCAAGCUGAAGACGAGGGGGUGCGUAAUUGGAUAAAGAAGAUCAAAGAAGUCGCUCAAGACGCCGCUCAAGACGCCGAAGAUGCCAUCGAAAUGUUCCUCGUCAACGCCGAGAACGACAAGAACAGAGGCCUCCUCAAGAGAUGCACCAGCUUCGCGAAGCGUAUGUACCACCUCGACAGAAUCGGGGCCGAGAUCGAGUCGAUCCGAGCUAGGCUCGACGCCAUUGACAAGAGCCGCGAGAGGUACGGGAUUAAGAUUCUCGAAGAGGCGGCGGAGGGGGAUUCAACACGGAGGUCACAGGUUGAACUGCGGCGGCAGUUGGCUCAUUGGGAAAAGGACGAACACCUGGUGGGCAUGGAAGAUGAUGUGAAGAAGCUGCUGCGAGAAUCGGUUCUCGAUGAGGAGAGGAGAGGGAUUUCGAUUGCGGUUAUUGAGGGCAUGGGUGGCAUUGGGAAAUCGACGCUUGCUCGGGAGAUUUACAACCACCCCAACGUCGUUGCAGGGCGAUUCGAGUGUCGUGCUUGGGUGGUGGUUUCGAGUGAGUUUACGCCGCAAGAGACGAUCAAACAGCUGAUCUUCCAGCUGCCGAGGUCUAAACAAGACAACGAAGAGCUGCUUAACGAAAUCCAGAAAUUGGAGGAGUCGAUGAAGGACAAGCUAUACCUUCAACGGAAGCUUCAGGAAAUGCUUCACGAACAGCUGCAGGGCAAGAAUUACUUGAUAGUUCUGGAUGAUGUGUGGGAGAAAGAACAUUGGGAGUAUUUGAGGAGUGCUUUCCCUAAUGAACAAGAUAAAACAAGUAGAUUAAUACUUACUAGUCGCAACAAGAUAAUUACAAAGUAUGAUCAUUGUCUGCACAAGAUGAAGCUUCUAGACUCCAACAAGAGCUGGGAAUUGUUCUUGAAGAAGGCAUUCACUGGCAGCACCAAUGGCACAUGCCCACAAGAAUUGGAAAUUAUAGGAAGACAUAUCUUAGAAAAAUGCGAUGGUCUACCACUAGCAAUUAGUGUGGUAGGAGGCUUACUAGUGGAAACCCAAACCAAGAGUAGAUGGCAAGAAGUUCUUAACCAAAUAAACUCUUACUUGGAUACCCCCGAAAACAACGUACCAAAAAUCUUGGAGUUGAGUUAUCAGAAUCUGUCUCCCCAAUUGAAAUCAUGCUUCUUGUGCCUAGCCUUUUUCAAAGAAGAUUCUACUAUUCCUUCAAAAAGGCUGGUAAAUAUAUGGAUUGCACAAGGCUUGAUCCAACAAGAUGGAAAUGGAACAACUGAUGAGAUAGCCAGAGGCUAUUUAAAUGAGUUGAUCAAUCGGAGCAUGGUUCAGAUUGAUGAUUUCAUCAACGAUGAUCGAGUGAAGCAUUGUCGUCUCCAUGAUCUUCUUAGGGACCUAUGCUUAAGCAAAGCAGAGGAGGAAAUGGGCUUGAAGAUCGUAAAAGGGGAGGAGGAGGAGGGGGUUUCAUCUGAAUCCUCGUAUAAACCUCGUCAUCAUGUUGUCUAUGGUAAAAACCUUGAGACUUUCUCGUUCAAUCGGAAAAAGCAUAUUCGCUCUAUUUUCCUCCUUAAUGUCAGAGGUGAGGACGUUUAUGCAUCUCGUUACUGGAAGAGCUUUCAACUCCUUAAGAUACUCGACCUCGAUGGCUCUUCGUUCCAAAGAUUGCCAGACUCUUUUCGCUUCUUGCUUGGAUUGAAGUACUUUAGAAUACGUAGAGAUCCGAGUGCCAUUGGUUAUUUCGUACUGCAGCUCCCAAGUUGGUUUGAUCGCCUUAAAAAACUCGAGGUUCUUGAUGUGGAGAAGGGGCUUGUGUUGUUCCCAGAUGUUGCAUUGAAAAUGGAAAGGCUACGUCACUUCCAUAUACAUAGCGUCUAUGGCAGAACGAUGAUGAUAGAAAAUUGGAAAAGCAUUGAGAGUUUAAAACUCAUCAGACUCGAGGAUUGGCUGGAAUGCAGCUCAAGACUAAUGGCUAGUUGUCAUCUUCGUGAUUUGGGCAUAUGUAUUACCGGAAUGGAAGGAAGCGAUGAGUUUAGUCGGGCGCGAGCGUCGUUGGAAAAGAUGACGAAUCUUGUGGAACUACACUUAGAAAUCACCAUGUCGUUUUCAAUGGAAGAAAUUAUUCCAAAUCUCGAGAGUCUCACUAUACUUAAACUGGAUGGUGGCAUGCUCAAAUGUCCAGCUGCGAGUGUGUUUCCCCCAAAUCUUUCUCAUCUCACAUUGUGUAACCUAAAUGAUGAUCCCAUGCAAGAGUUGGGUAAGCUACCAAAGCUACAAUACCUCACCUUAUCAAGUUUAGUAGCUCUUUACAUGUGUGACAGAAUGAAAGUAUUGCAUGAUGGGUUCCCCUGUCUCAAGGCCCUCUCCCUCCAAAGCAUGGGUUUGUUGAGAUGUAUCGACAUCGAAGAAGGUGGAAUGCCGCACCUCAAACAACUCGAAAUUCAUCAUUGCCCAAAUUUGGAGGCUGAGAAUCUGCCCAAACACAUCAUCGUAUUAGCAGGGUAAAUUGGAUGUUGCUUAAUCAUUGUUGUUUUGUAUUAUAAAAUGGUUUUUGAUGCCUCAUUUCAUAUUGUGAGUUUCAUAUUUGCCUCAUUUGAUAUGUAUAUUUCUUAUUAAAGGUUUAUUUAUGCCCUAC
Messenger RNA from Salvia miltiorrhiza (redroot sage), 2918 nucleotides. RefSeq names its product disease susceptibility protein LOV1-like. The transcript is spliced from 3 exons. Gene Ontology annotation, molecular function: ADP binding. Lineage: Eukaryota; Viridiplantae; Streptophyta; Magnoliopsida; Lamiales; Lamiaceae. Gene Ontology annotation, biological process: defense response to other organism. Bases 140 to 2788 code for a protein of 882 amino acids. The record is from RefSeq and is a predicted model, not a curated record.